AUGUUAGGAUAUCUGGCAUUGUUGACCGCGUUCUCUGCUCUAGCCUGUGCCAGAGAUGUGAUCGUGAACCUUGGGUAUGCACAGUAUCGAGGGCAGGAACUCUCCAAUGGCGUCGCACAGUGGCUAGGGAUUCGCUACGCUGCACCUCCUGUUGGGCCGUUGCGUUUCUCGGCGCCGCAGGACCCUGAGGAUGAAACUGAAAUUCAGAACGCAACUCAGCAUGGUUCUAUGUGUAUCCGGACAUCCAGGUACCCGGCUCCAGAAGGCUCAGCUGAGGACUGUCUUUUUCUAGAUGUGUACGCACCUGCAGGGGCCACAGGAGCCUCGCCGAGGCUCCUUCCUGUAUACGUCUUCAUACAAGGUGGCGGCUUCAGCAGCAACGGGAACCCCUAUAACAAUGGAACAGGCUUGGUCCAAGCCUCGGACAUGAACAUCGUUGUUGUCAAUUUCAAUUAUCGCGUCGGUCCAUAUGGCUUCUUGGCUGGCUCCGAGAUCGUCCAAGGCGGCAGCGUGAACAAUGGCCUGAAAGAUCAAAUCAAGGUUCUUGAAUGGGUUCAGAGCCAUAUCAAAGAGUUUGGAGGUGACCCGGACCAUGUGGUCCUUGGAGGUGACAGCGCUGGUGGGGCAUCGGUAACCCUACUUCUCUCUGCGUACGGCGGCCGGGACGACGGCCUCUUCCACGCUGCUGCCGCCGAAUCCCAGAGCUUCGCCAAUAUGUUGACUGUAGACGAGGCCCAGUAUGCCUACGACAAUUUGGUCAACCGCACAGGCUGCACCGGCGCGGGGGACACGCUCGGCUGCCUCCGCGACGUGGACAUUGAUACCCUUCAGCGCGAAAACAUUGUCACGCCAUUCCCCGGCACACAACGCCGUCCUCUCUACAUGUACGGACCGGUUAUCGAUGACAACCUUGUCCCAGACUACACAUACCGCAUGUUCCAGCAAGGCAGAUUCAUCAAAGUCCCCGUAAUAUUCGGCGACGUAACCAACGAAGGCACAAAAUUCGUCCCUGAAAACCUCAGUUCCCUAUCCGCAGUACAAGUCUGGCUCCAAGCGCAAUGGCCCGCCCUUACAUCUGAGCAUUUCUCUAGGAUAAACGAGUACUACCUCCAGGUUGUCAACUCCACUCAACCGUAUCCCAACUCGACCCGAUACUGGCGCCCAGUAAGCGAUGCCUACGGCGAGAUUCGCUACGUCUGCCCCGGCAUCGCCUUGUCCGGCGCGUACGCCGAUGCGAACGUUUCCAAUUGGAACUACCGCUACGCAGUCCAGGACCCAGAUGAUGAAGCCUCCGGGCUAGGUGUUUAUCAUGUUGUUGAGCUCAAUGCUAUUUGGGGACCAGAGAACGUCUAUUGGACGGACACCGUCGGGACUGAACCCCCGGCAUCGUAUUAUACAUCUAAUGCGGAUAUCAUCCCGAUUAUGCAGGGUUACUGGACAAGCUUCAUCAGAAGCUACGAUCCGAACACGUAUCGUUAUCAGGGGAGUCCGAGGUGGGAGGAAUGGAGUGAAGAUGAACGAAUCUUCAUUCGGACGGGUGAGACGAGAAUGGAGAGUGUUCCGGGAAACCAGAAAGAAAGGUGUGAGUACUUAACUUCAAUUGGCGUGGAAUUGAGGCAGUGA
Messenger RNA from Aspergillus mulundensis, 1623 nucleotides. RefSeq names its product putative triacylglycerol lipase. The record is from RefSeq and is a predicted model, not a curated record. Bases 1 to 1623 code for a protein of 540 amino acids. The transcript is spliced from 2 exons. Lineage: Eukaryota; Fungi; Ascomycota; Eurotiomycetes; Eurotiales; Aspergillaceae.